Molecule: messenger RNA, 2180 nt
Organism: Lates calcarifer (barramundi perch)
Lineage: Eukaryota; Metazoa; Chordata; Actinopteri; Centropomidae
Product: charged multivesicular body protein 4b
Exons: 5
Coding region: 157-825 (222 amino acids)
Biological process (GO): late endosome to vacuole transport via multivesicular body sorting pathway; vesicle budding from membrane
Cellular component (GO): ESCRT III complex; multivesicular body; cytoplasmic side of plasma membrane
Source: RefSeq, a predicted model, not a curated record
AAAAACAUCAACAAUCCUUCCAGGUUCAGGCUGGGGCGAAGUGUCAGUGUAGUGUAGCAGCUAGGUAGCCAAGCCCCAUUUUCUCUGGUAUCUCGCAGAUUGUGUUUAUUUUAUUUUAUUUUUUUAAUAAAUAGUGUCUGUCGUAGCAUCCCAGAUAUGUCGUUGUUUGGUAAAAUAUUUGGAGGAGGAGGAAAAGGAGGAAAGGGACCGAGCCCGCAGGAGGCGAUCCAGAAACUCCGAGAGACGGAGGAGAUGCUAACGAAGAAACAGGAAUUUCUGGAGAAAAAGAUCGAGCAGGAGCUGCAGAUCGCCAAGAAAAACGGCACGAAAAACAAACGAGCGGCCCUGCAGGCCUUGAAAAGAAAGAAGCGGUAUGAGAAGCAGCUCGCCCAAAUUGACGGCACGCUGUCGACUAUCGAGUUCCAGAGGGAGGCCCUGGAGAACGCCAACACCAACACUGAAGUGCUCAAGAACAUGGGCUUCGCUGCCAAGGCCAUGAAGUCUGCCCAUGAAAACAUGGACAUUGACAAGGUGGACGACCUGAUGCAGGACAUUACGGAGCAGCAGGAGCUGGCCCAGGAAAUUUCUGACGCCAUCUCUAAACCCGUCGGCUUCGGAGAGGAGUUUGAUGAGGACGAGCUGCUGGCAGAGCUGGAUGAGCUGGAACAGGAGGAGCUGGACAAAAACCUGCUGGAGAUCGGGGGACCAGAGAAUGUCCCCCUCCCCAACGUGCCUUCUACUUCAUUACCCUCCAGACCUGCCAAGAAAGAGGAGGACGAGGACGACAUGGAGGACCUGCAGCGCUGGGCGAUGGAAGCCAUGUAAACGCAGCAUCCGCUACAUCAUACCUGCAUCAGAGAGGGGAGAGGAAGGAACAAAGGGCGGAAUGAAUGGACUGAUAGGAUGUUGUGUAUGAGUGUUUUUUGUGUGUCUGAGGAGAGCUGACCGUCAACUUUAUGUAACACUACAAAAAAGCGAAAAUGCUGUAGUCUCUCUUUUUCCAUCCCCCUCACUACCCUAAAUCUAGAGACCCGCCCCCUCAGUGCUCAAUGAAAACGAGCCAAUCGGGGGCUUUUAUAUUGAAGCUCUAUCACUGUACCUUGGCAAAGUAACCCUAAUAUUUUUACCUUCGAUUUUAAUACAGUACUAGCACUUCAUGGUCCCUGGGCUAUUUCAGCACCCACCGAGCUCAUAUUGAAGUGUGAUAUUAUGAGCUCUGUGGCGCGAUGACAGAGCUGUUGGCAGAUUAGUGUUACAAGCUGUGUGGCGUUGUUAGUUAACGUCACUGGAUGACAGUGGGAAUUUUCACGGGAGCUUAAUCCUCAAAUAUCUCUUUCUGACUCACAUAUUUACCCUGUAUUUUGUGGCGUUAAACGCUGGAUUUUUUUUUUUCCUUUUUGACAAAAAUAACAAUCCUUUGCUCUCUGGUUUUUUUUUUUUUUGUUGUUGUUAACUGCUCUUUAAAAUAGGAGAAGAGUUGAGCAUGCGCUGCGCGAAGAAGCUAUGUAUGGAGCUGUGUGUUUGCCAGAAUCCAAACCUCCUCUUUUGUUUCAGGCUGUGUGUUUUGUGCCCCACCACCUACUUGUCGCCAUUUCAGCGACCUCCUCACCUCCAUCCCCACCUCCCACCUCCCUUCAAGGCAUUCUCACCAGUGGUUCUUGUUAUUUGGUGUAAAUAUCCCAAAUGUGUCUCUUUUUAUAUACUGUAUUUCUGCCGUCACUGAGAGGUACCGUUGAGGUUGUGUGAAGCAUGCAACGAUGGGAAGUCACGCUACAGAUCACAACGCACAGCUAGAAAGAGAGAUGUUUAACCUAACACUUUUCAUCCUGCUCUGUCUGUCCCGGUCCUUCUCAUAAAGGGUUUUUGUUUUAAAUUGUAUAAUGUUAAAAAAUAAUGAUGAUAAUAAUAAUAAUAAACUAUUGUCACACCUUAUUAACUACAUCCAGAAGGCGAUGGUGGUUUAUAAAAGAUUAGAUCAUAGUCAAUCCACAGCAUCAGCAUUUUGGAGUUUAAAGAGUUAAUUCCUUUAGUUUUUCAAAGUCAUGAUGUACAUUUUUUUACAUAAAACAAGAGGAAAAAAAACAUAACACAAGGACGGAUGGACAAGCAUGUUUGCAUUUCUAUGUUUUAUUUAUCCAGAUGACAAUAUUAUUUGCAAAAUCAUUAAAGGUUUUCAAGUA